Rhineura floridana is the source of this 2665-nucleotide messenger RNA. It is a transcript of the gene ARFRP1, whose product is annotated as ADP ribosylation factor related protein 1. Gene Ontology annotation, biological process: protein localization to organelle; intracellular protein transport; Golgi to plasma membrane protein transport. The transcript is spliced from 9 exons. Gene Ontology annotation, molecular function: GTP binding; GTPase activity. The coding region runs from base 82 to 954 and encodes 290 amino acids. NCBI's taxonomy places the organism in Eukaryota, Metazoa, Chordata, Lepidosauria, Squamata, Rhineuridae. Gene Ontology annotation, cellular component: Golgi apparatus. The record is from RefSeq and is a predicted model, not a curated record.
CUCUCUCUGGUUCACGGCUCGCGAGACGGACGCGAGGCGCGGAAGUGGCGUUCUCUGACGAGAUGGCUGGGCGGGGCUUGGAUGCGCGCGGCGCAGCUUCGGUAUUGUAGUCCCGGCUUCGCGCAGUCUGGGAGGCCCACUUCCACGAAAGGAGCGGCGUCGAGGAAGGCAGAAAGACUACAUUUCCCGGCCUGCUUUGCGCGGGUGGUGCUGCUUCAGGUGGGGGAUUAUGAGGAAGGCGAGCAGGAGCCGUUAGACUCGGUUUGGCUGAGGUGGCUCAGGGUCAGGAUGUACACGCUGCUGUCUGGCCUUUACAAGUAUAUGUUCCGGAGAGAUGAAUACUGCAUCUUGAUCCUCGGACUGGACAAUGCUGGUAAAACGACCUUCCUUGAACAGACUAAAACUAGAUUUAACAAGAACUACAAAGGGAUGAGCUUAUCCAAAAUCACUACUACUGUGGGCUUGAACAUUGGCACUAUAGAUGUGGGCAAAGCCAGACUAAUGUUCUGGGAUCUUGGAGGACAAGAGGAGCUUCAAUCUCUCUGGGAUAAGUAUUACGCAGAGUCCCACGGUGUCAUCUACAUUAUUGACUCCACUGAUGAAGAAAGGCUUUCAGAAUCCAAGAGAGCUUUCGAGAAGAUGGUAACCAGUGAAGUCCUGGAAGGAGUCCCAUUGCUGGUUCUGGCUAACAAGCAAGAUGUAGAGCUUCGAAACACCGGGUCAACAGCUUCAUUGAACUAUCGUGAUCCCAAGCUCUCAUUUCUGAACUGCCUCUCGAUUCCCGACAUCAAGACUGCAUUUAGCGACUGCAUCAACAAAAUUGGGAAGAGAGACUGCCUGGCCCAAGGGUGCUCGGCUCUCACUGGGAAAGGAGUGAACGAGGGAAUCGAGUGGAUGGUGAAGUGCAUGGUGAGGAAUAUCCAUCGCCCCCCGAGGCAAAAGGACAUCACGUAGAGAGCCGUUGAGGAACUGCGCACUGGACACCUUUGUCCCACACAGACUUGCUGCUCUUUCACUUUCUUCCUGUCAUCCUCCUCCUCUCCCCCUGCAAGGAGAUUCCCAGAACUGGCGUGGGCUCAAGGCACAAAUGUCCUCUUUUGGUGUCUCACAAGAGAACGCCUUAAUGGGGGAGGCGCCAGGCCAAAGUUGUGAUCUCUGCUGAGCCCUUCAGGGGUGUAAUCCUCACCUUUGCUUUGGAAUUGGUGCCCCCGCAAAUGCACAGGGCUUAGGCCCCUCCUGUGUGGCUUUCACCUCUGGGACUAACGAUUCUUAGGAGGGCUUAUCAAUAAUCGAAUGGAAAUGGGGGCUUGGAAUUGACUGGGGGAGUCUCACUUUCCUGUUGCCAUUGAAGCUGUUUUCUAAAAACCUAGAUGGCAUCCGUAACUUUGGCCAAGUGUGUUUGUAAGGCAAAGAGGGAUGUGAUGUGGGCGAUGGCUGUUCCUUUGUAACAAAACAUUUUACAAACCUUGUGGUGUGACCAAGGCACUGCUGGGGUUAUUGGCCCUACUUCUAAUCUUAUUCAUGUUCACAUUGAGCAGCUUUGGCCAUGCUGGUGCCCUGUGGAUGUUUUGGAACACAAGUCCCAUCCACCCCCUCCAGUGCAGUGCACGGGAGCCUUGGUCCAAAACAUCUGGUGCGUGCCACCAUGAGCAAGGUUGAUGUACAGGGACAACAUUUUUUCAUUUCCAGUAGGUUUUUCUGCCUUUAUCUGCAGCGUAGCAGAGAUGAAAGCCAGAGGCUGCAGCAUGAUGUGCAUUCCCACAAUGGGCUGUGCUAGAUGGAAGCUAUCUUUGGAAGGUAUCUUGCCUCUCUCUCAGUUAAAUGGAGAAAAUAGCUGGCAAUUUUUCUGUAAAUGGCUGGCACCUAGAUGAUCUGCGCACUUUCUAGGAUGCAUAGAGACCAGACAGGGAUGAUUGUUUCAAUAAAGUUUCAUAUUCCUCUGCAUAACUUUGCUUUCUGGGGAGAAUUUAUGGCUACUCUUAACACUCCAGCAGAGCCGCACAAUGCCCCCUUUUAUGGAUGAAGGAGGUCACUUAUUGCAACCUUUGCAGCCUUUGGCUCCUGUUUUAUCUGAAUUAUUUGUUCAUUUAUGGAACAAAUGGCCUAUGGAAUGACCUCCCUCUAGGGCAGCCUUCGACAGCUGUCUGGGGCAGAUGUGAGUUGUAGUCCAAAAUAUCUGUAGGGUACUGGCUUGGUGUAGGCUGCCCUAGAGGCAUGACUGAUGUCAUCGCGCUUGUCAUUUUGGCGUCCAGUGAAACCUUUCUGUUUGCCCAGGCUUGGGGGUGGGGAUAGGGGAUUAGAAAUUCCAUCACUGAUGCAGCUGAGGAGCUGAGAUAUUAGUUCCCUGGCUGUUUCCCAAAAAGAUGCUGUAUUUGUAUCUGCUUUUAUAAAUUGUGCUAUGUUGGUUUUAUUCUGCUAUAACUCCCCGUAUGAUGAAGAGUGGGCUAGAAAUCCCCUUUAUAAAUAAAACGUAUGAAAAUGAUUUUUAUCCCACACUUCUGCCAAAAAAGGCUUCUGGAGUGGCUUACAGAUCAGUACAAACAAAUCAUGUCCUUGCCUUCAGUAUAACAAUCUAAAAAUGGAGGAAAAUGGAGUAACGAGGCAGAAGAAAGAGGAAAACUCGGGUGCAACUUCUUGGUUGCAAGCUCUUCUAAUGACCAGCUGG